This is a messenger RNA of Prunus avium (sweet cherry), 1692 nucleotides long. RefSeq names its product mRNA capping enzyme family protein. NCBI's taxonomy places the organism in Eukaryota, Viridiplantae, Streptophyta, Magnoliopsida, Rosales, Rosaceae. Gene Ontology annotation, cellular component: nucleus. Gene Ontology annotation, biological process: 7-methylguanosine mRNA capping. Gene Ontology annotation, molecular function: mRNA 5'-cap (guanine-N7-)-methyltransferase activity. The record is from RefSeq and is a predicted model, not a curated record.
UUAAGCCUUUGAAAACACCCUUCUUAUUCAUUCUUUGUCUCUCUCUCAUCUCACUAAACACAAAUAGAAAAACGUUGCUGUCUGUGUUUGUUUCCUUUGCCUUUUGAAUAGCAAGCUCUGAUUUUGAGCCGGCAUUCGAUUAUUUACCGCAAACCCGGAUAGUGUGCUAGUGUUAGUUUGAUCCUUGGCCAUGAAACGAGGGUACUCAGAAUCCCCAUCCACCUCUCUUGGGCCACCUCAAUCCAGGUUAAAGCCCAACCCAGAAGGUGAUUCACAAUUCUUGGAAGAUGAAAGCACAAAAAUUUUUGCACGUAAAGUGGCAGAUCAUUACAGUGCAAGGACGAAUCAAACGCUGGAAGAACGAGAAGCCAGUCCAAUCAUCCAUUUAAAAAAGCUUAACAAUUGGAUUAAGAGUGUCUUAAUUCAACUCUAUGCUCGCAGAGGAGAUGCUGUACUUGAUCUUGCAUGUGGCAAGGGGGGUGAUCUCAUCAAAUGGGACAAGGCCAAAAUUGGAUAUUAUGUUGGCAUCGAUAUCGCUGAAGGCUCAAUAGAAGAUUGUCGUACCCGUUACAAUGGCGAUGCUGACCAUCAUCAACGCCGUAAAAAAUUUACAUUUCCCGCCCACCUUAUAUGUGGAGAUUGUUUUGAGGUUCGCCUGGAUAAAGUCCUGGCUGAUGAUGCCCCCUUUGAUAUUUGCAGUUGCCAGUUUGCCUUGCAUUAUUCCUGGUCUACUGAAGCACGUGCACGACGAGCCUUGGCUAAUGUCUCGGCUUUACUUCGUCCUGGCGGUACUUUCAUUGGAACAAUGCCUGAUGCCAAUGUGAUCAUCAAAAAGCUUAGAGAAGCUGAAGGAUUGGUCUUUGGUAAUAGUGUCUACUGGAUACGAUUUGAUGAAGAAUUUUCUGAAAAGAAAUUCAAGUCUUCAAGCCCCUUUGGUAUCCAGUACAAGUUUCACCUGGAGGAUGCUGUUGAUUGUCCUGAAUGGAUUGUCCCCUUUCAUGUCUUCAAAUCCCUGGUAGAAGAGUAUGAUAUGGAGCUAGUUUUUGUGAAGAACUCACAUGAAUUUGUGCACGAGUAUAUGAAAAAACCAGAAUAUGUGGAGCUAAUGCGGAGGCUUGGUGCAUUAGGUGAUGGUAACCAGGAUCAGAGCACGCUAUCACAAGAUGAAUGGGAAGUAGCGUAUUUGUAUUUGGCAUUUGUCUUGAGGAAGCGAGGCCAACCUGAUCGGGCACAAGUAAACGGUAGAAGAGACAAGGGGAAGAUGCAUAUAUCAAAAGAGGACAUAAUGUACGUCAGCAAUGAUUAAUGGAAAAACAAUAAUGUCUGAAAUAUCCAUUUUCAUAGCAGAAAAAGAACAAUGAUUUUGCAGCAUGGAGAAGCCUCUGCUUGGCCAAAUGGGAAAGGGAAGAGAGCUCAACUCCCCACACUGUUCUACUAGCUACUUGUAGAAAUGGAUGUAAUUACUCAAUUUUGUAGAUUUAAACAAUGAUCUAAGAUUCGUAAUUUACAUUUUAAUUGAAGAAUGCUCCGGAGGAAAUAACAGUUUGUAGUCUCUCUGGGAUGAGAAAUAUAGUUUAAUUACUAAAACGUGACCACCAACCGAGUGUUUGGUGAAUUGUAACAUCACCAUCAGAUUAGUGUAACAAUUGAAUAAAACUGGGUGGUUGUAUUUGAACCCCCCAAAUUCGCUAA